Messenger RNA from Lycium barbarum (goji berry), 1445 nucleotides. Its product is annotated as serine/threonine-protein kinase SAPK1-like. Gene Ontology annotation, molecular function: protein serine/threonine kinase activity; ATP binding. The record is from RefSeq and is a predicted model, not a curated record. The transcript is spliced from 9 exons. Gene Ontology annotation, biological process: intracellular signal transduction; protein phosphorylation. NCBI's taxonomy places the organism in Eukaryota, Viridiplantae, Streptophyta, Magnoliopsida, Solanales, Solanaceae. The coding region runs from base 448 to 1317 and encodes 289 amino acids.
CGCAGUAAAGUAAAAUAUUCUUCUUACAUUCUGAGCUAGUUAGUGAUGACAAUAGUUGAACAACUUAGUACCUGCCAAGAAAAUCUACCCAAUAGACUAUCAGUUAAUGUUUUCUAGUCUUUCCUCAAAUAAACCUCUGAAUAUUUUCAACCCCUUUGUUCUUAUCUUUGAAUGUUAUAAAUUCUGCAAGUCAAUCUCAGUUAUAAUAGCACUGGACCAAAAAAAGUUUGAUUCUUUCUGAAUUCUGAAGAAUUUGAAACCCCUUAUCUUUUUUUUUUUUUUUUCUCUUGAUCAUGGAGCGUUAUGAGAUAGUAAAGGAGUUGGGUUCUGGUAAUUUUGGAGUAGCAAAGCUUGUUUGUGACAAGAAGACCAGAGAACUCUUUGCUGUCAAGUUUAUUGAAAGAGGCCAAAAGGUUGCAGAUAGAUGAACAUGUGCAAAGGGAAAUUAUGAAUCAUAGAUCACUGAAACAUCCAAAUAUAGUGAGAUUUAAGGAGGUCUUGCUGACACCUACUCAUUUAGCAAUAGUAAUGGAGUAUGCGGCGGGAGGAGAACUCUUUGCGAGAAUCUGUAAUGCUGGAAGAUUUAAUGAAGAUGAGGCAAGGUUCUUUUUUCAACAACUGAUAUCAGGGGUUAGCUACUGCCAUUUCAUGCAAAUCUGUCAUAGAGAUCUCAAAUUGGAAAAUACGUUACUUGAUGGAAGUGCUGCACCACGUGUGAAAAUAUGUGAUUUUGGUUACUCCAAGUCAUCCGUCUUUCAUUCACAACCGAAGUCCACUGUUGGGACACCUGCUUAUGUAGCACCAGAGAUCCUAACAAGGAAGGAAUAUGAUGGAAAGCUUGCAGAUGUUUGGUCAUGUGGAGUCACCUUAUACAUAAUGCUGGUUGGAGCUUAUCCUUUUCAAGAUCCAAGCGAUCCAAAAAACUUUACAAAGACUAUUGCUAAAAUACUCAGCGUGCGCUACUCAAUUCCUGAGCAAGUUCAAAUUUCCGUUGAAUGCCGUCAUCUCUUAACCAGGAUUUUUGUGGCAGACCCUGAAAAGAGAAUAACCAUUCCAGAAAUUAAAAUGCAUCCCUGGUUUUUGAAGAACUUGCCAGUGGAACUGAUGGAAGGAGGAAGUUACCAAUGUGUCGAUGUAAAUAACCCCUCCCAAAGCAUGGAAGAGGUUUUGGCAAUAAUACAAGAGGCAAGGAUUCCUUUGCAGGUUCCAAAGGGUGGAACAUAUUCUUUUGGGGGCAGUAUGGAACUUGAUGAAUUGGAUGAUGCUGAUAUUGAAGAUAUGAUUGAAACUAGCGGUGAUUUUGUUGGUCAAUUGUGAUGUGUACACAAUGAUCUGAUUACCAAAAGGGUGAAGAAAGAGACUAAUGUGUAAUGUGCUGUAAUAUCUGGAUUUGACUCUCAAGUGCUCACCCUAUAAUUUGCUGAUAGUUUUUUUUUUUUUUUUUU